Molecule: messenger RNA, 4400 nt
Organism: Vitrella brassicaformis
Lineage: Eukaryota; Vitrellaceae
Source: the annotation of a GenBank genome assembly
CGUCCGUUCGUCCGUCCGUCGGGCUACAGAUCAGAUCUUGCCGACCUGUCGGCUGUCUACAUCUUUAUCUAUUAUGUCCACAUGCAGUGAGGUCACUCGGUGAUGAUGAGGCGGUUGACGCCCUGCGCCUGGCCAGCCAUGUCCAUCACGGCACCUCCCCCCGCACCUGUGGCCAUGAAACACAGGAUGGUUGUCGGCUGGCGUUCGGCCUCUCUGUGCUGUGUGGGGUCUGUCCCUACGGAAUGAUUCUCCGGUGGUGCGCAUACCGCCGGCCUCCUGGCCGGCCGUCUGAGACAGACAAGACAGACAGACAGACAGUGCAGUGAAGUAUAUGCGUCUCUCUGUGUGUGCGGCCGCACCUUGAGCUUAACGUCCAGGAGCCGCUGCAGCACACUAAACAUCUCCCGCUGCCGCGCAUGACAGACAAGAGCACAAACCACACAUACAGCGAAUGUAUGUGACACGGCGGCAUUCCGGCCGUCUGUCCGUAUGUUGUGUUCCACUCACCUGUUUCAUGCGGGGCUCCUGGUUCUCCUUGACCUCCUUCUGCUGCUUCCGGAGGUCGCGGGAAUGCAGAUCUAGCUCGUUCAGCUGAUUUGAUUGAUGCACACACAGAGCGGACGAUUGAUUAACCAUUAAUCAUAUGGUUGUGUAUGUGUAUGGGUGUGUGUGUAUUGUUGAUCAUCGAUGGACUGACUGACCUUGUUGGUGAGCAGAGCUGAUAGUGUUGCAAAUUCCUUGGAGUACCUGCCCUCGCCCCGCUGGUACUUGGCCUGUGUGACCACACAACACAGGUCCAUCCAUCCAUCCAUAUUACCCCGUGGGAGUGGCGUGUGUGCGUGCCUCCUUGUUGGCCCGCUCGAGCAGCGCCUCUGCCGUCUGGAUAUCCACGUUGUGCUGGUGGUAGCGGGACUCUGCGUCGUCACACUCAGCCUCACACACACACACACACACGCUGGUCCCUCUUUCUGUGUGCUGCGUAUCGGUGGGGGGAGGGGUGGGAGGGGGAUAGAUAACAGACCUACCUGCAGUGUUUCGACUUCAUGCCUGAGGCGUGAGAGGUCUGAGUCGACGGCCAGCUGCACCGAGUUGUAGGCGCCCUUCUUCUCGUUGUACUUGGCCUCCAGCUCCUGGAACUGCGCUCGCACCUCACGCAAAUUCUUGAUCUGACACGAACGAAGGAGCACAAAAUGACAGACAUACUGAUGCAGGCAGGCCGCGAAGGCGGGCUGCUGACGGGCUGCGACUUACCUGUGGUGCGAGCUGGUUCUUUUUGUCCUUGAGCUGGUUGGUGAUCUCGGUCACGAUGCGGCUGAGCUCGUCAAGCUGCACCUCUGCAUGCCAGGGGGGGAAGGAAGGAAACAGACACAGUAUGGAUGACGAUGACUGCAACUAACUCGCUGGAUUCGAUUCGCGUCUUGGUGUACCUUUGGAUUUGUCGACCUGCGCCUUGUGUGCCGAUAUCUCCUCCAGGCUCCUCUCGGUUGUCUGCACACACACACACACUCCCAUAACCGCAGGCUGUCGUCCUGCGCGUGUGGGAUGCGCUGCGCUGCGCUUUACUUGGUAGCCCGCCACGCCCCGUUUGGCCUCCAACUCAGCUACAGUUUUCUGCCACACAGACAGACAUAUCCCAUCACCAGCACCAACACCAGAACCACACACAUCGUUGCCUCUGUGUGUUCGCCAAGCCACUCACCGCCAGUCGCUCAUCCCGCUGCUGCAGGAUCUGCUCAGUGCGGGUCAACGUCUGAGAUCACACACAUCCAAACCGCUGUUUCUCUCAUGCUCAUGGUGUGCUGUGUGUGUAUGCAGCUGAGCAGGGCUGACCGCGACUUCCUGUCUGAUUUCGUUGAGGUCGGCCUUCAUUUCCUUGUACUUGGCGGUCUUCUCCCGCAGCUCAGCGGCGUACUGCUUGAACUCGUCCUUGCGCAGGAACUUGUGGCCCCGCCGCUCCUCGUACUCGCGCUCCCUGUCACUCAGACGCUGAGACAACUCCGACCGCUCGUGCUCCUGGAGCGGAGCAGGCACACACAGGGGAUAGUCCAACGGGCUGGGAUGAUUGAUGGGAGUGUGGUACCGCGUCUUUGAGUUCUUUAAGUGCGAUUUCUUUCUUUUUGCCGACGAGGUUGGCCUGCUGCUUGAAGACGGUGAGCUUGUCGUCAGUCUGAUUGGCGUCCUGCAAGACGGGAAGGGCACACACACAUAGACGGACAGAGAGCGAGGGAGAGAGUGGGGUGUAUGCAGGCGCUGCUGUCGUGUGUGUGUGUGCGUGUGUGUUUCAGUGUGUGUGUGACCUCUUCGAGUCUGUCCUCGAGUGUCUGUAUCUCGUCGCGCAGUCCAGCCACCUGCGACUCCAAGUCACGAAUCAUCACCUGACACACGCACACACACACAUACACACACACAUACACAACCAACGCUUGAGGCUGCCGGCGGCGGCUGUUUGUCCGCCGCGUUUGUCUUGGUCAUACUUGUGACACGGGCGGCUCCGAAAGGGUGGCCUCCAGCUACAUGCAUCGCACAGAAAGAUAAGACGACAACGAAAGAUGGAGAUGGCCGACCGUGGCCGAUAGAUAAAUCAAUCUUCUCCUCUUCUCUCUCUCCCUCCCUGGCACCCACCGUAUGAAGCCUGUCUUUCUUCUCGUCCACCUCCCGUCGAUAUCUCUCGAGGUUCUCGCGGUUGCGAUUCACCUCGUCACGCAACACCUUCAGCAUCGUCUCUGAGACGUAGGCAGGCAGGCAUGUGAUUCGUGUGUUACAAGUCUUUUCUGGGGGCCAAACACCCACCCCACCUGCGCCAGCGUCUGAGUCCUUGAUGGACGACUUCAGCUCAGCCAGACGCUGAGUCGACAACAUAUACUGCGGGACCAGCACACACACACACACACACAGACAGGCACAGGCACUCGGGGUCAGCCGUUGAGUAGAGCAGGCCAUCGCACCCCACCCCACCUCACUCACCUGCUGCUCUGCCUGCUCCAGUUGGACACGCUGCUCACGGAUCCUGCCGUUGCAGGGAGGGCAGACACAACACAAGGCGUGGACAAAGAGGACGGCCGUGCGAGUAGCAUGUCAUCUUAAUAUAUUUGUUUCCUCACUUUUCGGCUAUUCUGGCCUCCUCCUCCUGUUCCUUCCGGAGGGAGCUCGUGACCUCCAGCAGCGCAUCGAACCCCUCCUGACAUACAGCGUGUUAAACACACAUUAACGGGUUCCAUCCCCCAGCCAAUUUGACCGACCUUGUUCUGUGUCUUGCUCUGCAGGCUUGCGAUCUUCUGCUGCAGCUGCUCCUUCUCGGCCUCCAGCUGCUGCAGCUCCUUGCGCAACUCGCUGGGGUUCGUGCUGCCACACAUAUCGCAUGCGCCAUCAUGUCACGGGCGGCUGGAUGGAUGGAUGGGCUUAAGGGCUUAUGUACCUGGUUUCCUUGGCCUGCUCGAGCGCCUGGUGGUUGCUCUUGAACUGUGCCUGGAGGCCCUUGUACUGCUGGUACAUCUCCAUCAUCGCUGGAUGAACAUAACAUAGUGUUCGCACACACAAAGAGGGAUUUGUGUUGGUCGGUCGGCUGGCGUGUUGUGUGUUGCCCGACUGACCGACUGACUGACUGACUGACUGACUGACUGAGCUACCUUCGUCCCCGAGGAACUCUGGCGGCACGUCGAUCGGCACCAGGUAAUGGGCCAGAUACGCCCUGACACGAUGGCCACACGCAGAGCCAUAUCUCUCCACGCCUGCCUCUCUCUCUCUCUCUCUGUGUGUGUGUGUGUGUACGCCUCUAUCUCUCAUCGAGACUGACCUCUUUCGCAGCCGCUCCAGGUCGCUGAGCAGCCAGUGGAUGAUGGGAUACAACGUCCGCUUGUCGCCCGCAACGAAGCUCUUCUGAAACUCCCUGCCAGACAACAUAGCUCACACAGACAACAGACAAGAGGCGGCAUACAUCUUCUCCGCGUGUCCUGCUGACUUCUCCCUCACUCAUCGUAGUUGGCUUUGCAUCCGAUGACAUGCAGGAAGCCGGCCAUGCGCACGUACAUGUUGUCCUGGUUCUCCUCACGCACAUCCACCUCGUGCUUCUUGCCGUCCAGAUGAACCAGGAUCGCAUUCAGGGUCUCCAGCAGCUCAAUGCUGACACACAUCAGGCAACCACACCCAGGUAGUCAGAUCCGUGUCAUCGUUGCCAUGAUUGAGGCAUGGGAUCUAUGGAUCUGUGUGUGUCUUUGUGUUUGUAUGUGUGCUUACGGCUGUUUCUCGUCGAAUGUGACGAGGGUGAGGUUCAUGUGGAAGGGCUCGGCGUUGAGAUGGUCCACUAUCUCCUUGAGCAGCGUCGCCAUGAGGGAGAGGGGGUGAUGGGUCACGGGCGGCCAAUAUAAGAAUCAAGAUGAAUCAAUCUUGCUCACAGAGAUGCG